AUGUUAUCUCCGCUAGCACGAGUUUACCGAUCCACAUGGUUGACGGUUGAUGAUGGUGGCCGCGCUUCUCCAUGCAUCCGGUUUCGAAUGGUGGUUUAUCGCUCUGUGGGUGGCUUACCGGGCGUCCAGUUUUUUCGUGCUGCUAGUUGGCAGGCCUUCGCCAAAACCUCAAGGUGUUUGUACACUACGCAGUCAGUAGAGGAACGAUACGAAGCACUUCAAUCUCUGUGCAGGCAGCUGAUAAUGAGCGAACCUCCUAUGCCGAAGAAACUUCGCGGACUACAAUCUCCGGCUGGUGAG
Opisthorchis viverrini is the source of this 300-nucleotide messenger RNA. RefSeq lists its product as hypothetical. The record is from RefSeq and is a predicted model, not a curated record. The transcript is spliced from 3 exons. The annotation marks the transcript as partial. Lineage: Eukaryota; Metazoa; Platyhelminthes; Trematoda; Opisthorchiida; Opisthorchiidae.